This is a messenger RNA of Centropristis striata (black sea bass), 2366 nucleotides long. RefSeq names its product wingless-type MMTV integration site family, member 11 (gene wnt11). Bases 440 to 1513 code for a protein of 357 amino acids. NCBI's taxonomy places the organism in Eukaryota, Metazoa, Chordata, Actinopteri, Perciformes, Serranidae. Gene Ontology annotation, cellular component: extracellular region. Gene Ontology annotation, biological process: cell fate commitment; multicellular organism development; neuron differentiation. The transcript has 6 exons. Gene Ontology annotation, molecular function: frizzled binding; cytokine activity. The record is from RefSeq and is a predicted model, not a curated record.
AGUGAGAUCAAAGCAGGGCAGGGGUAGUCCACUUUAAAUGUGAGUCUGCCCCCACUCAGCCUCACUCUCUCUCUCACUCUCUGUCCCUCACACACUCACACACUCACUCCAACACUCUGCGCACACCAUGCGUACCUGUCCGGAGCUAUUCUACCACCCCAUGUUGGAUUUUACGCCUGCGUCUGGCUGAUACGCACACAGACAGCAGCUCUCUGAAAGGAUAUUCCGACCUGCUCACAUUUUUUCCCUUUUCUUCUUCUUGUUCUUCUUCUUGUCGUCUGGUUUUGUUGAACGGUGAAAGCUGAGCGCCGCGCCAAAGGGAUUAGAAGAGUAGACCGUGCCAUGACAGUUGACUUUUGAGUCUGAGCCAAGAAGCCCAACGAGCCCUUUAUAUAUUUAUAUAUUUGUGUGUCGUGUGAAGCGGAGCCACUGUCCAACCAUGAGGAGCAGCUCUCCUGUCCUGCCUCUCGGUGUGCUCACGGCUCUGCUGCUGUCUCAGGUCUGCUCUGGCAUCAAAUGGCUGUCUCUAUCACACACGCCUGCAUCCUUACACAUCAACCAGACUCAACACUGUAAGCUGCUGCCCGGCUUGGUGUCCUCCCAGGCUCAGCUUUGCCGCAGCAACCUGGAGCUCAUGCAAACCAUCAUCACAGCUGCCCGCGAAGUCAAGAAAACAUGUCAGAAGACGUUCGCUGACAUGCGCUGGAACUGCUCCUCCAUCGACAUCCCCAUCGAUGCUCCCAAGUACCGGCCAGACCUCGACCGAGGAACAAGAGAGGCUGCAUUUGUCUACGCCCUGUCCGCAGCGACCAUCAGCCACACCAUAGCACGGGCGUGCACUUCUGGAGAUCUGCGGCUGUGCUCGUGUGGUCCUAUUCCUGCAGAGAUCCCAGAGCCCGGCUAUCGCUGGGGCGGCUGCGCUGACAACCUGCACUACGGAUUGAUCAUGGGCUCCAAGUUCUCUGAUGCACCCAUGAAGAUGAAGCGUGCGGGCUCCCAUUCAAACAAACUGAUGCACCUACACAACAGUGAAGUUGGAAGACAAGUAUUGAGAGAGGCGCUGGUGAUGAAGUGUAAAUGUCACGGUGUGUCUGGCUCCUGCUCCAUAAGGACCUGCUGGAGGGGCCUGCAGGACCUGAGGGAGAUCGCCAUGGACCUGAAGACCAAGUACUUGUCUGCCACUAAAGUGGUGCCCCGGCCCAGCGGGACUCGUAAGCAGCUGGUUCCCAAAGACAUUGACAUCCGGCCGGUGAGGGAGAACGAGCUGGUCUACCUGCAGAGCUCCCCGGACUUCUGCACGAAGAUUGACAAGUCGGGCUCCGUUGGCACUCAGGACAGGCAGUGCAACAAAACCUCGAGCGGCAGCGACAGCUGUGACCUGAUGUGCUGCGGCCGUGGCUACAACCCGUACACGGAGAAGGUGGUGGAGCGCUGCCACUGCAAGUACCACUGGUGCUGCUACGUCACCUGCAAGAAGUGCGAGCGGAUCGUGGAGAAAUACGUCUGCAAAUGAAAUCUGAGCCACCGGCAGCAGCAGCAGCAGUCCUCUUCUUCUUCUUGUACCCAGCAGCCACCUGAGGCUCCAGAUUAACCAAAGCACUACAAUACCAAGAAGGCUUACUUUUGUCUUAAGCUCUAGCAUGUGUAUCUCAAAGAGAAGUGGUCUAUCCUUGUGUCAGUAUCAUUCUUGUAUCCAAUCUACAACCCAACUGCCAAUUGGGCUUCUGAGCUUUUUCCGCUUCACAAACCUGGACGUGGAGUGUGUGGCGACACUGCCAAGUUUACGUGAAGACCGCCGUCCUCCUGGGUGUUUCCUUUUUUUUUUUUUUUGUUAAUGAUUAUAUAUCCCUCUAACAGGGAUGUUGAAAGUCUAUUUUUAUUAUAUCUCUCAUAAAAAAGAAAUAAUAUUGGAUUUUAUGCUGGAGAGGAGAGGGAUUGUCUCUUUUCCCCUCACUAGACUGAGACUGAUGUUUGGCUCGGGCUUCUGAUGGAUUCAUGGUACUCCUUUAGGUACUAUUCAGACUUUUUUUCCUCUGCAGCAGCGGACAACAGGGGGGAAAAAGGAACACAAAGGGAACUUCAAGUACUUUUCAAUCAUGGAACAUUUUUGUGGUUGACGUUUUUUUUGGACUCUCACCAUGUGUCCUGUGUGGAUCUCGACACGCCUGCAUCCCUGUGGAUUGAGAGAAGAGCAUUAAGGACUUUGUGAAACGGUGCAUUAUCUCCUUUUUAUGUCUGACAUGCGGUUCGAAAUAUAUUCUAUUUUUCAGAGCAUAUGAGCUGAACUCAUGGAUUUUGUAAACCACUUUUGUGUGGAUGUACAUACUGUUAUUUUGUAUACUGAAAUAAAGAAAGAAGUAUUUAUA